AGUUGUCCUUAAGGCCGAUUUAGGGUUCUCCGUUUUCCAAACUACGGACACAUGGGAACGCCCUCGUCUGUAAAAACUCCAACUUAAAUUGUUGACAUGAAAAAGUAUUUUACGUUUUUAAGAAUUGAAAAUAUAAGUUAUUGAUAUUGAAUAAAAAAAUGUAAGUCGCUCCAGCAAAAAUGUAAAUUUGUACGAUUCAACGGCAUUUAGUAAGUCAACACAAAAUACAUAAUUCAGUUGGCAUGCACAACAAGUGCAAAAGAUCUGAUAACUCGUGUGUCUUUGUUGUGAAAUGCGGGAAAGCCAACUCCAAGUUGAAGAUAAUCAUAUCCCGCAUGCUGUUUGCAGCGGAGCUGUAUGGAGCACACUACAAUUGGCCCACACAGCUGGGAACAGAGUCUCGUGAGGUAAGGCAUUACUGGUACUCUACCUGGCCUGACCACCAGACCCCAGAAUGUUCAGCCCCUCUGCUGCGAUUGGUGGAGGAGGUGGAGGACUACAAAAAGUCCCUCCCACACAACCCUGGACCAAUCAUCGUCCACUGCAGUGCAGGCAUUGGUAGAACGGGCUGCUUCAUCGCCAGCUGUAUCGGUUGUCAACAGCUUCGAUACUCCAGGCAGGUGGACAUACUAAGAAUGGUAUGCAGUCUACGUCUGGACAGGGGUGGUAUGGUCCAGACUACUGAGCAGUACCAGUUCCUGUAUGCCACCCUGGCUCAGUACAGCACACAGCUGGAGAUGCAACCCGCCAGACCGCAGGAGGACCAAGAGAACCCGGAGAGCCAGGGGAACAAGGAGAGCCAGGGGAACAAGGAGAGCCAGGGGAACAAGGACAACAAGGAGAAGAGAGAGCAGAAGCAAGGGAGAAGACCGGGAGAACCUGGUCAUCAGGUCCAGUGCUGACAGCACAGCUUCAGAAACAGUAUGACAUCAUCGCACCACGCAGACGUCUGGAGCACUGCUCAGCGUGCGGCACAGUGAUCAGCUAUUCUACUGCCCAAGUCCCACUUCUCAUAAGGUUAUCUGUUAUCAAUGUUCUUUUCUGAAGCAUACAUAAGGACAUUGGGACAAAUGUAUAUUUAUCCUCAUGGAUAUGUUAAUUAAAUUGUAAUUUGUGACAUUA
Molecule: messenger RNA, 1122 nt
Organism: Hypomesus transpacificus
Lineage: Eukaryota; Metazoa; Chordata; Actinopteri; Osmeriformes; Osmeridae
Product: tyrosine-protein phosphatase non-receptor type 7-like
Exons: 4
Coding region: 243-902 (219 amino acids)
Biological process (GO): protein dephosphorylation
Molecular function (GO): protein tyrosine phosphatase activity
Source: RefSeq, a predicted model, not a curated record